CGCGGAAGUGCAAAUAUUGCGGGGACAGGCAGCUAAUAAAAAGCACGGGACUGGGUAUUAUCCGCUUCUUAGUAUUCAAACAUCGCAUUCUGCUCAGAUUUAUUCAUUGAAGGGCUGGAAACAAUCGCGACGAUGUCCGUUGCAAACCCGAGGCAAAGCUUUUUAAACCCGACGAUUCCCUUCGCCGGAACAAUCCUGGGAGGACUGCAGCCAGGAGAAAUGGUGCUCAUCCAAGGUGCUGUCCUCAGCGAUGCUGACAGGUUUCAGGUGGACCUUACCUGUGGAAGCAGCACCAAACCCCGGGCAGAUAUAGCCUUCCACUUCAAUCCCCGCUUCAGGAAGUCUCCGUGCAUUGUCUGCAAUUCCCUGCAGCAGGAGCGCUGGGGCAAGGAGGAGAUCCACUACCAGAUGCCCCUCCAGCAGGGGGCUGCCUUUGAGAUCAUCAUAUUGGUUCAGAAGGACAUGUUCAAGGUGGCAGUGAAUGGUGCUCAUCUGCUGGAGUACAAAUAUAGGCUGGACCUGCGCCGGGUGGACACGAUAGGGGUAUCUGGGAAGGUCAAAGUACAGGCUAUUGGCUUUAUCCCAGGCUCAACCUCAGUCCAAACUCCUCCAUCUAGUGUGGUGACCAAGGGCUCAGAGUCUAAUGCAGUAUUUUCAGAGUCUGGUGACUUGAGUCUUCCCUACAAGGGGAGAUUGCUGAGGGGUCUGAGUGCUGGAAACACCAUCACAAUAAAAGGCCAUAUUAGCCUCUACCCACACAGCUUCACGGUGAACCUGCGCAUUAGCAACACUGAGGACAUCGCUCUACACCUGAAUCCCCGUCUCAAGGCAAGUGUCUUCAUCCGCAACUCCUUCCUGGACGAUUCCUGGGGCCCUGAGGAGAAUGCCCUGUCCGGUGCCUUCCCCUUCCUGCCUGGGGAAUACUUUGAGAUGAUCAUCCGAUGUGAUGCCCACCUGUUCAAGGUGGCUGUAAAUGGGGUUCACCUGUUGGACUACAAGCAUCGGGUGCAGGAUGUGAGUUGCAUUGAUGAGCUGGAGAUCCUGGGUGAUCUGCAGCUCCUGGACAUUAAGCUGUGGUAACCCUGUUCAUCAGGCCUGGCCCCGCCCACAUCCCCUCAGCUCUGGACCCCUGCCACCUUGAACAUGUACAGUUCUUAUCAACUUGUGAAUGACUGUUGGGUCUCAUGGAACUCUGUCCCCCUCCUCUCACAUCUUUUUAGUUAUGCCAGUCUGAUUACACUCAUUUUCUUCAGCAUUAGAUUUUUAACCUUGUUUUAUGUAAUAGACUGACUGAAUGUAUUAUGAAAACUGUCAGUCGACUGCAUCUGUUUUUAAGAUAUCAGAAAAAAUGCUUAAAUGAUCAAGUGCAGUAUAUAAUCUAUUGCCGUAGCAAGAUUAUAGAUAUUUCUGGUAUAUAUUGGAGAUGGGGAAACCAGGUUGAACAGGCAGUUUUAAGCAUGAUUGAUGUAUCAGGUUUUUGAAGGAUUUAUUGUGCUUUUUACCCAGAUAAAACUGAGGAAGUCUGAGGGUUUAAUCAUUUAUCAUAUUUUUUACUCUUCUGUUAAUAUAGAAUGAAUGAAAAUUACAUUGUAACUCAUAGUUUAAUACAGCACUUUUGACACCAUUAUGAGAUACAGAUGUACAUCAAAAUUAUAAAAAGCACAGUAAAAAUGUGGUGAUAAGUGUA
Molecule: messenger RNA, 1687 nt
Organism: Scleropages formosus (Asian bonytongue)
Lineage: Eukaryota; Metazoa; Chordata; Actinopteri; Osteoglossiformes; Osteoglossidae
Gene: lgals8a
Product: galectin 8a
Exons: 9
Coding region: 133-1080 (315 amino acids)
Cellular component (GO): cytoplasm
Molecular function (GO): carbohydrate binding
Source: RefSeq, a predicted model, not a curated record